Molecule: messenger RNA, 2010 nt
Organism: Chelonus insularis
Lineage: Eukaryota; Metazoa; Arthropoda; Insecta; Hymenoptera; Braconidae
Exons: 6
Coding region: 676-1932 (418 amino acids)
Source: RefSeq, a predicted model, not a curated record
CGGAAAAUUGUAAUAUUUUGAGAUUUUCUUAAAAGUGUUAGCUAAAUAACCUUGUACAUGUAUGUAAUAUAAACGUAAACUAUUUAUAAAUGUCAAGACUGUGUCGUAUUAUCGCCUCGAAAUAAAACUCGAAAUAUAAACCAGCCACCAGAGAGAAGAAAUAGAAAAUGAAUACGUAUGCUUAUAUUGUUAUUGAGUGUUUUUAUACAUUAAAAUGAACUAAACAUUAACGGCAAUCAGUGUCAUUUAUCUAUGCGAUUUUUAAGGCAGCCUAAUCAAAUUGACUGCUUAAAAAAAAUAACACUUGUUUAUGAAAGGUGAUUUAAAGAUUUAACAAAAAUAAAAAAAAAGUAAAAUAGCUUAAAGGAUUAUCAUUGAAAAAAAUAUAAACUUUAUUCAAUGUGUCUGGUGAAAGAUUUUAGUUCAUAAAAUUUAUUUAUUUCUAUUUUAAUCUGUUACAAAAGCUUUAUUUUUGAGUAAAUGAUCCAAGGAGAGAUCAAAGAAAAAUAUUCCUCCCAUGAAUUGCUUGAUUGCAAUGAUGAAACAAAGUUUUGUGUUGUGCUCCAUGUUAAAAUAUAUAUUUCUAUUCUAACUUAAACGAGUGGGGCAUUUAGGAGAAGUCAUCUCAAAGCUUCAAUCUCAUUCCUCAACACAAAUGUCGUGAAUCUUGUCAAGAUGCAACGUGUUUUAAGUUUUCAAACAGGUCGUGGGGGUGGGGAAUCGACUGAAUUUGUUACAAAACGCAUGUGUUGUUCUUUGAUAUUUUCGGUGGGUUUUCUGUGUCUUCUUUGUGGAUUUUUAAUUGGAAGAUUUGCAGCAGGACGUGUGAUUGAAAUACGGAUUGAAAGAAAAAAACUUGAAUUGGAUGGAAAUGGCCUUUACUACUAUGAUCAUUUAAGAAAUGAAUUGAUUUCUAAUUUAAAUAAUGCAAACUUUGAUCUCACUUUCAAUGUAACACAUUUAAGAACGAGUAAAGCCUUGGAAAGUGUUGAAAAAUCAUUGUCAGGCUUGAAUAUUUUCAAUGAAAUCACAGGAAAUGACAGUUGCGUGAUAGCAACAGUACGUGGUUCUCACGAGCCGGACAGAUACAUUGUUCUUGGUGUUGAUGGUCCAAACAUCGUUAUCGGGAUUUCGAUAGCUAAAGAAUUUCAAAAAAUUUAUGAAACUCAUGAAUGGAUACCUAAGAGAACGUUAAUUUUUCUUAUAUCUACAGAUUUUAUGGAAUCUUGUUUAUAUUCUUUAUCUAAUUAUGAUCGAUCCAAAAUUGUUGCUUAUUUAGCGGUUGAUAAAAGUCCUAUUGAAGAGCAAGGUGUUUUUCUAAUGUCAGGAUCAGACAUGGUUCAAACAACAGUUCUUGAAGCUUCUAAAGAUUUUCCAGAUUUUCAAAAUCCUUAUAAUUUCACUAAUCUUCAAAGGUUAAAAGUGAAUAUGCCUCAAGCAGUUAUUUCAUUUAAUUCUCAAAUUAAUUAUACUAAUUUGGCAGAAAAUAAAAAUUUUGUUCGUACAAACCAAAUAAAUUUAGCUAGAGUUUUGAGCAAUAGCAUUUGGAAGUUGUCAGAAAUGACAAUAUUCCAAUGGGAUCCACAAAUGCUCAAUGAAGUCAUCGAAGUUUUAGAUCAAAUAACAUCACAAGACUUACAAAUCAUUAGAGAAUACAUCAAAACAACAGUUAAAAGAAUCAUCAGUGAAGGUUUAACUCUUAAUGGAAAAAUAAUGAAUAUUGACAGAUUAAAAUCAUUGGAUAUACGAAUAAUGAAUGACUUUCUCAAGGAUCUAGAGCAAAUUCUUUUAUGCCCUGAUGAAACUUUUCAAUCUCAAACUGAUAUAGCCGCACUCCGACAAAAAAUUCAAAGCAAAAACGUAUACGAAUAUCUUCAUAAUAUGCUAAAAUGUUAUCAAGAUGCCGACAAAAUACUUCAAGAUAUGACUUGAUAUUUCAAUAAAUCUGAUUAUGGAAUGGAAAAUAAAUUGUAUACAAGGCACCUCACAAUAAAUAAAUUAACCAACUAA